Phanerochaete carnosa HHB-10118-sp is the source of this 483-nucleotide messenger RNA. RefSeq lists its product as uncharacterized. NCBI's taxonomy places the organism in Eukaryota, Fungi, Basidiomycota, Agaricomycetes, Polyporales, Phanerochaetaceae. The coding region runs from base 1 to 483 and encodes 160 amino acids. The record is from RefSeq and is a predicted model, not a curated record. The transcript has 3 exons.
AUGCUCUGGGAGCACGACAGCUGGCGGAGGCUUGAAGGCGCUUACCUUGCUUACCUCCAGCCACCACUACCACUGCUGUUGAAUGCGAUCGCAGCCGUUGCUCUUACUGGCCUCUUUCCUUCAUCAAAAGAUCCCCGGUCGGGCUCGCUCACGGCCCGAUUUCAGCGUAGAGACGUCCCGCCGGACCUUAUUCGAUUCAUGUAUCGCAAUCCUUGUGGGACCGAGCUGUUUCUUAUUGACAUGCCGGAGCGCCGUCCCUUCCAAUUGCCUCCUACAGAAGACGCAUACCUACGUGCUUCUCUAGGAGAUUAUCUUGGUCAUGGCCACUCGAGUAUCGUCUUCGAUCUCAUAGACGCCCAGCUGUCUGGUGCGAGCUCCGAGACCAUCAUCCCUCCUCUGGUGGUCAAAGCCGCACGCAUAAAUCGCGUUAUCUCACUCGUCCGCGAGGCCUGGUUUUACGACGAGAUGGAAUGCCUCCAAUGA